GAUAGUAGCAUUUCUGGUGUUUUUAACUAAUUCUUUUAGUUUAAUUUUAAAAUUCAAUAAUUUGAUUUAUAUUUAAAUAUCUAGUUCAUAAGUUUGCACUACAUGAUAACACUUGCAAAAUUGGUUUUCAAUCCUCCACUUGACUGCUGAAAAUAGCAAAAACAAUCAUGAGUUACAUAAAAAGUGUACAAUUAGGAAAAUCGGAAGAUAUUACAGUAUUUCCAGAAGAUCGGUUACCGAUUUGUUGGCACGAUAAAACUAGAAUUAAUGCUCUCUUUGCACCAUUUCGUCCAAAAAAUGUAAACCCAGAAGAUUGGGAAUCUAAAUUGCAAUUUUGGUCGAGUUUAAUUAAGAAAUGGUGCGAUAUUAAAGGCUGUGCAAACUUUACAAUGGUUGAAUUGAAAAAGAUAUAUGUGGAAAAUAAAAGAAGUCCGGCUUGUUUGGAGACCGUUAUUCAAGAAAUGUACAAAUCUGGAGAAAUCACAAUGGCUUCGAUGUUUUAUGAAGCACCAACAGCAGAUUGGGGCAAUUGGGCAGUUAAUUCAGUCGCUAAAACACUGAGAUGGUCUUUUAACACAAUUAGAUCAUCUUUAUUUAACCCACCAAUUGAAGAAGAUACUAUUUAUAUCGUUUUAGAAAAUGCAAGGAAAAAUGGUGAUGAACUUCUAAGAAAGCUGAAAGCUUAUCGAAAUCCAAUCUUUAAUAAAGGAUUGAUAUCACUGCAAACAGCGCAGGAUUGUGGUAGGCAAAUGAAAUUAUCAGAAGAAGGAACAUUAAUAGCUUUGCAUCAACUUUAUGUAUUAAAAAAAAUUUAUAUAAAGACAAUAUCUGAUAAAAUUAAUUCUAAUUCAAAGUGUGACACCAUCAUCAAACUUCCAGAUGGUUCUGGAGUGUGUAGUGAUAUAACUCCUGUAGAUAUAGGUAUAUAUACAUUACAACAGAAUGAAAAAUAUUUAAUGGACUCGAUUAAUAAUUUGGAAGAACAAAAAGAAUUAUUAAGGCUUGAAGCGAAAAAGUAUUUAGAAACUAAGAAAAACAAUAUGGCAAAGAAUUGUUUGAAACGUAAACGCCAAUUAGAUGCUUCUAUUGAAAAAAGGAUGCAAACACUUGAUAAUAUACAAGGUUUAUUAACCAGAAUACAAGAUUCACAAUCGGACGGUCAAAUUUUCGAUAGCUAUCAAAGUGGACUGGCAGCUUUAAAAGACACAAUGAAGGAAUUAAAACUCAACUCAGACUUUGUUCAAGAUACUAUGGCUAAUCUGCAAGACACUCUUGAGGAGUGUGAUGAGAUCCAAUCCGACAUGUCUAAUUUGAAAGUAGACGAUACUGAUAUUGGAGAACUUGAAAACGAGUUAGAAGAUUUAUUAAAAGAAACAAAACCAGAAAAACCAGAAGUUAAAGAGAUUGCAGCUGAUAAAAAACCUAUGAUAUAUCCUAAACUUGAAGACAAUUUGGAUGAUGAUGCUUUGAAUGAUAUGCUUUCAAAGUUGCCAAAGAUACCUGAAAAAUUGUCACCAAAAAAACAAGAAAUUGAACAAAAGAUAUCGAAUUAAAAGUUAAUUUGGGAAUUUUAAACAAGUGCCUUUAUUUUGCUCAAACUGUGAUUAUAUAAGAAAAUUUUAUACUCUUAGGAAUUACUUUUGUGUAUCUUCAUCUACUAUCCAAUGAAUAUGACUGUCUCUGGUUUAGACGGUAAAUCUGGUGGAUCAAUGAAGUGUUUUGGUGAUAUAUACAUAUCUAUUGGAUAUUCUAAUGGAAAUUGUGCUCGCAGACCUACUUCUUCUGCAAAUAAUUGUUUUUUUUAAUCAUUAUUGAUAUUUAAUCUUAAUUAUAUGG
Ctenocephalides felis (cat flea) is the source of this 1836-nucleotide messenger RNA. RefSeq names its product charged multivesicular body protein 7. Gene Ontology annotation, cellular component: ESCRT III complex; cytoplasmic side of plasma membrane; multivesicular body. The transcript is spliced from 6 exons. Gene Ontology annotation, biological process: late endosome to vacuole transport via multivesicular body sorting pathway; vesicle budding from membrane. The record is from RefSeq and is a predicted model, not a curated record. The coding region runs from base 168 to 1553 and encodes 461 amino acids. NCBI's taxonomy places the organism in Eukaryota, Metazoa, Arthropoda, Insecta, Siphonaptera, Pulicidae.